AUGGUGAAACAGGAGCCAUUCGGCGUUGAACAGUUCAUGGACAAGUAUGAGACGUCCAUCAAGUACAAUAUGGGUGAGACAUGUGUUGAUUCGCUUAAAAUGAAUGAAAUCAUUCCCGAGUCUGAGCAAGCAGACGUUGCUAAGACUUUGCUCGAUACCAAAUUGGUAUACGGCCAUAUCAGAGGCUCGCCUGAGUUGAAAAGCCAGAUUUCUGCUCUAUAUGAUGAUAGUAUCACUCCAGAGAACGUGGUGGUGACCAAUGGUGCCAUUGGAGCCAACUUCUUGCUCUUCUAUAGCUUGGUGGAGAAGGGAGAUCACGUUUUGGUGGUUGAACCAAGCUACCAGCAGCUUAGUUCUGUUCCAAAGAUGUUUGGCGGUAAUGUGGAUACCUUCAAGAUUCUUCUUGAGGAUAGUUACUUGCCAAACUUGGCCUCAUUGGAAGAGUCUAUCAAGACAAACAAGACCAGGCUUCUUGUAAUUAACAACCCAAACAAUCCAACGGGUUUUGUUUGGGACAAUGAAAUUAUGGAGAAGAUUGUUGGAAUUUGCCAAUCAUAUAAUGUCACACUUAUGUGUGACGAGGUGUACAGACCCCUUUACCAUGAAGCCAAUGGUACCAAAUCAGUGGUGUCAUUUGGAUACGAGAAUACCAUAUCCACAGGUUCCAUGUCCAAGGCAUUUUCUUUGGCCGGUCUUAGAUUGGGCUGGAUCGUCACUAAAGAUGCAGCGUUGAUCGAAUCAAUCUACGAAAAAAGAGACUACAAUACAAUCUCUGUACUGAUGGUAGAUGAUUUGUUAGCAACAAUUGCCUUAAAACACAAGGAUAACAUUCUCGAGCGGGGACAUGCAAUUUGCAAGAAUAACCUUGAUGUGCUUGAAGAAGCUAUUACAAAGCUGAAUGGCUUAUUACAAUGGCAGCGUCCCCGUGGGGGAAGCACCUGUUUUGUGAAAAUAAACGCCGAAGUGAAUACCUUGGCAAUGGCAGAGGAAUUAGCUACCAAGCACGGUGUCUUACUUGUACCCGGGGAAUUGUUUAACCAAUCCGGCAGUGUAAGAAUUGGGUUUGGGAACGGUGAACGUGAUAUUAAGGAAGGAAUCAAGGUCUUGAUCCUGUGGCUCGCCGACCGAUCCGGGAGAUAG
Molecule: messenger RNA, 1140 nt
Organism: Candidozyma haemuli
Lineage: Eukaryota; Fungi; Ascomycota; Pichiomycetes; Serinales; Metschnikowiaceae
Exons: 1
Coding region: 1-1140 (379 amino acids)
Biological process (GO): biosynthetic process
Molecular function (GO): pyridoxal phosphate binding; catalytic activity
Source: RefSeq, a predicted model, not a curated record